ACACAGAUGGAGAAAAACAUAACCAGUUGACAAGUCCAGGAGAGUUUAUGAUAGAAAUGGGAUGUUGAUAUUUUUGGUUAUGGUAUGUUGUGUUUGGCGAGCGAGAUGUGUGUUUAUCACAUGGUUGUGAUUUCCAACAAUAAAAAACAAUUUGGUAGAAUAUUAUAAAUUAAGUAAUAUUCUAAAACGGUGUUGUUGCAGUUGCUGUCCAGUGAAUGGGAUGUUAUUAAAUAUUAUUUAGAUAUUUAAUGCCGAUCAAGUGUUCGAUAUUAUGACUCAGUGUGACGGGUACAUUUCCUCAGGAAGCCUGGAAAAAGAUUUGCUGUCCGUAGCUACACAAAAAGAGAAAUUGAAGUGGAUGAAAUUGACAGGUGAAAUGUUAGAUGUCGAUUAUACCGUUUUAUUUCCGAAACCUUUGUCGGAAACAUUAAUGGAUAGACUGGAACAAAUUGUCGAAUAUUACACUGGUGAUCUUACAAAAGUAAAAGUGUUUGGAAAAUGGCAUCAAAUUCCACGCCAACAAGUUGCUUAUGGCGAUACAGGACUAAAAUAUACUUUUUCUGGAACAACUAUACCAGCAAAACCUUGGUUUCCUCUACUUGAAUUAGUAAAAAAUGUUGUUGAAGAAAUUUCAAGAUGUCAGUUCAAUUUUGUAUUGAUUAACAAAUACAGAAAUGGUUGUGAUAAUAUAGGACCACACAGAGAUGACGAAAAAGAAAUUGAUAAAAAUACUCCUAUUGCCUCACUCUCAUUAGGACAACAAAGAACGUUUGUUUUUACGCAUAGAGAUGCGCGACUUAAAGGAAAAUUAAAACGAUCAAUUGCCCCAGUAAAAAUAGAAUUGGAACCAGGCAGCUUAUUGCUAAUGAAUUCUCCAACCAACGAGGUCUGGUACCACUCACUGCCACCAAGAAAAUCGCUCCACAGCCCAAGAAUCAACUUAACCUUUCGAAAAAUUAAUUCUUAAUAUUUUUUUCUUCGAAUGAAAUAAUUCUAAUUAGUUUUAUGUUAUUGUUUAUUUAUUGUAGUUUUAAUUUAUUUUUAACUUAAUAAGUAUUUGGUAGUUUUACCGCAUGCAAUGUAAACUCACCGGCCAAAAAAAUCGGCCACUAAAAACUAGUCCCACUUUCAAAGUUGGAUUUCUCGCGAACCACUCAUUAGAUUUUGAUGAUUUUUUUUUAAAUUCUAAAUUAAUUCCUUCUUAACGGAUGCUACGUCAGAAAUUUUUAUUCCGAAUUUAUUUUGAGCAUAUACUUCUUCUUCUUAGUGUGCCGUAUUCAUUUAAUGAAUGUUGGCGACAAUUCUGGCAAAUUCGUCUCGAUCUUGGGCGACUCUAAAGAGUGAAUGGGCAUCGAGACCAGUCCAGUCUCUGAUGUUCUUAAGCCAAGAAUACUUCUUUCUUCCGAUGCCACGUUUUCCUUCAAUCUUCCCCUCCAUAAUCAGUUUCAGGAAUUGAUAUUUGGUGUUUCUAAAUAUGUGGCCCAAGUAAGCUGUUUUCC
This is a messenger RNA of Sitophilus oryzae (rice weevil), 1499 nucleotides long. RefSeq names its product DNA oxidative demethylase ALKBH2-like. Gene Ontology annotation, biological process: DNA repair. The record is from RefSeq and is a predicted model, not a curated record. Lineage: Eukaryota; Metazoa; Arthropoda; Insecta; Coleoptera; Curculionidae. The transcript has 5 exons. The coding region runs from base 272 to 967 and encodes 231 amino acids.